AGAGAGAGAGAGAGAAAGAGAGAGAGAGAGAGAGAGAAAUAGAAAGAGAUAGAGAUGGAAAGAGUGAGUCUCUAUUCCGUCAGUUCCCUCGUAUUCGCAGUGUUGAAGCUCUAUUGUAGACGGAAUCAGCACGGUAGGACGGUUUUCAGUAGGACGAUCUCCAUCAAACUCUCCUAUGUCCUCUUCCAUCAUCGACGAAACUCCGGGAAACAAUCGUUAAGUAUGCUUGCAGGCCAACCGCUUCCGUUUCGUGUGACCAUAAUGAAGUUCCAAACAUUAAGGGAGAAUUGUCGAGGCAUUCGUUCGAUUAUUUUAACGUAAAAUUGCGAAACUACAAAAAAAAAGAAAAAGAAAAGAAAAGAAAAAGAGAAAGGUAGAAAGGACUCUAUUUGAAAAUACGAUACAAACGUUUUCUAUAAUAUGAUCGUCGUUUUAUCUGUCCUAUAUGUUUAGAAAUAUAGAGAAAAGAUUAGAAAUAAUUUUCCUUUCUUAAGGAAACGCGUUUCGUAAGAUAGAAGAAGAAUACGAGAGGAAGAUCGAGAACAACCUUCGACCUCGGCCUAGAUAUCGAAGAAAUGAGAGAAACAGCGAUUCGGGUUCUACGAAAGAAAUAAAUAUCGUGAAGGAGAAGGAGGAAAGAAAGCAGGAGCGAUUAAGGACGUUUCUUUUCUGGUUGGAGCCGAUCCAAGAAGUCCUGCUGCUCGUAGAUUUCUCGCGAAGACAAGGGAAAGAUCGUCGAGUCGUCGCGAGUGAUAGCUUAUUCUUUCACUUUCGUGCUCGUUUAUACCGAGCUAAGGAUCGUCGAUCGUCAUCGCUAACGUCAGUGAUGACAGGAGUGAAGUGGCGUGCUGGACGUGGUGUUAAGUUUUCGUCGGAUAAAUGUGCGCGAUGUAUUAUUAUGCCAGCAAGCUGACUGCGGCAGCAUUAAGCGGAGGUGGAUCCUUCGGGAGUGGAGGUGGUGGUGGAGGCGGAGGUGGAAGCCACGGUACAACUGUUCCACCUGUCUGUCGAUGUCACGAGGCACAAAAGGAACGGCAACAAUCGCCGAGAAGGACUCAACAAUCGGCAGGCCAAUCCUCGAGGAUUCAUACGCGUCCGACGAAAACCAAUGCGACCGCCUCCGAACCCACCACCUCCGCCGCCACCUCUACCACCGAACACGUCCUCGUCGAGCAUCCAAGGCCGAAUCAUUAUCAUCGUCAUCGAACCAAGCACAAGAUCUACUAAUGUGAACGAUUUUUUACGGAUGCUUUAUAAUAUAUUAAAAUUAAUCCUUAAUUGUCAAUGAAUAAUACAACGAUGAAUGUCCAAAUGUAUAAAACUACCAUUCCCAAGUAUUACAAUAAUUCUCACAUUUCUCAUCUAUGAUAUGAUAUACCAUAACGGAAAUAUAAUGAGGCAAGUAGCAUAAAGCUUAAGCAAAGCUGUCCUUGAUAUGCGAAGGGAAACCACGGAACUCGGUACUCGGAAGCGGUUUGCAGAAAUAAUGGCGGAAAUGCACGGAAAUAGACCGUCAAAGUUUACAGGCGAAUGACCAAGAGAUAUUCCAUAGAUCGUAAAACUCAACGGCAACCCCGUUGGAGAUUCACUAUCCUUUCCCUGUCCCCCUUCGCACAAUUCCCCCUUCUCACAAUUCCCCCUUCGCUUUCUCAUUCUUCUCUUUGCGUAUGCUUCGAUAAUUAUCAACCACGUAAUUGCUUUGUCGCCCGACUCUCCUCGUUAUGGAAAUUUCUCCAUCUUCCCGUUUACCUUCAGAUCCGCUUAUUCUAGUUCGAUACUAUGGGGCAACUGUAACCUUAACUUUGUAUAAACGUAUUAUCUGGACUCGUCGACGGUGAACAAGAGAGACAGAACGUGAAAACUCUUUGGUUUGUUUCUCGU
Vespa mandarinia (Asian giant hornet) is the source of this 1881-nucleotide messenger RNA. Its product is annotated as DNA topoisomerase 2-beta-like. NCBI's taxonomy places the organism in Eukaryota, Metazoa, Arthropoda, Insecta, Hymenoptera, Vespidae. The record is from RefSeq and is a predicted model, not a curated record.